Messenger RNA from Musa acuminata AAA Group (dessert banana), 1240 nucleotides. RefSeq names its product vacuolar protein sorting-associated protein 25. Gene Ontology annotation, cellular component: ESCRT II complex. The transcript has 7 exons. Gene Ontology annotation, biological process: protein transport to vacuole involved in ubiquitin-dependent protein catabolic process via the multivesicular body sorting pathway. Lineage: Eukaryota; Viridiplantae; Streptophyta; Magnoliopsida; Zingiberales; Musaceae. Gene Ontology annotation, molecular function: protein homodimerization activity; structural molecule activity. The coding region runs from base 195 to 734 and encodes 179 amino acids. The record is from RefSeq and is a predicted model, not a curated record.
AUUCGAUCAGAAAACCGGGCGAUUCGAGUUAAAAGAACCGGACCGGUGUCGACCACUUUAUUUUGCCCUUAGGGCUUCUUUCUCUUCGAUUGUUGAAGGAUAGUAAUUCCAGCUUCCACGGCGGAUAUCGAAUCUAAUUGGGUUGCAACAAAGAGGAGAAGGAUAUACUUGUUUUGGGGGGAGCGCGCGCUCAGAUGCAGAGACUAGGGAACUUUAAGCUGCCUCAGUUCUUCAAUUUCCCACCUUUCUUCACUUUGCAGCCAGUGAAGGAAACACGUGAGAAGCAAGUGCAAGUAUGGAAGCAGCUGCUACUUGAUUACUGCAGAAGUCAAAAGAUUUUUGUGAUAGGAUUGGAAGAAGAUUUCCCUCUGUUUUCUAAUCCAGUCAUUGAAAGAUCUUUAAGCCAUGAGGCAAGGGAGGUAUUUCUUUCUGCUCUGAUAAGUGAAGGUCAUGCCGAAUGGAUGGAUAAAGAUCAUAGGAAAUGUCUGAUGCUUUGGUUAAGACUCCAGGAGUGGGCUGAUUAUAUUUUAAACUUUGUGAAAGACAAUGGAUUGCAGGAUGGUGUCAUGACCAUUGAAGAAAUGCGAUCAGGAACUGAAACACACGGUACUGAGCUUGCUGGGAUAGAUCGGGGUUUGCUUCUGCGUGUUCUGAGAUUACUGGAGCAGAAAGGUAAAGCUACAAUAUUCAAAGGGACUUCAGCAGAUGAUGAUGGAGUAAAAUUUUCUGUCUAAUUGGGACACUGUUUUCCAAGCCACCUGUUAAUUGUUUCCAUACGGUGCUGGAACUCUGAUUCUUAUUGUGAUCAUCCUUGCUUUCUUUAUGGUAUACGUUUUACCUUUUCAGGCUUAAAUGAACAUUUAUUUGCUGCAGAUACAUCUCUGGUUAUUUGAAUGGGAUCAAGAUGUAAAUCAAGCUUUUCAGAUGUAUGCAUACUUGGAAAAUUUAAUCUGUACCAAGUGAUUCUGGGCGUGAAACUGUGAUGAUAGUGUAAUGAAACUUGAGCUGUUCUUCAGCACACUAUAUCGUUUGUUGAUUUAUACCUGAGUUUUAUGCAUUUGUGGUUGGAUAGAAAACAAGAGGGCUUCGGAUUUAGCAACCACGUUUCUUUUUCUAGCAUAGACUUGAUUCCAUCUAAAAGUUUGUAAUGGUCGUUCAUUUGAGGGACGCCAAAUGUGUUAGUGAACGUUCUUAUUGAAUGAUUGGAUAUAAAAAAAUUGCUUAAAAAUAGUUCAUGAUA